CAGACACAAACCAAUGGCAUGGUACUACUGUACGACUUUACCAAUACGUCAUAUUUGACAAGCGAUUCGCAACUGUGUGUCAAUAUUAUCAAAUUGCUCAAGGACGAGUAUCCAGUUCGCCUCACUAAAACCUUCAUCAUUUCCCCACCGUUUUGGGUGGAAUCAGAACUCAAGUUUUUCACAACUUUGUUGCGAGAUAAAAACAUACAAAUCGUCUCCCGAUCAGCAAUAAAGAAACAUUUGAGUUUGGAUUGUAUUCCUGAGAGUCUUGGAGGAACACUUCACGUUGACCACAAGUCUUGGAUAGACCAAUGCAUGCUGGGAUAUGCUGAGCAACUUGGAGAGGAGCUAAUAAGGAAUCCACGAAAACACCCUGAUAGAGGAUGAUAAUUAUAUGAAA
Molecule: messenger RNA, 400 nt
Organism: Exaiptasia diaphana
Lineage: Eukaryota; Metazoa; Cnidaria; Anthozoa; Actiniaria; Aiptasiidae
Product: tyrosine-protein phosphatase non-receptor type 9-like
Exons: 2
Coding region: 19-387 (122 amino acids)
Cellular component (GO): membrane
Molecular function (GO): phosphatidylinositol bisphosphate binding
Source: RefSeq, a predicted model, not a curated record